UUCACUCAUUUGACGUGAGAUAUUUUAUCAGUGUAGACAAGUCAGCGGACUCGAGCACAUGGUCGUUUAAGGGGUGGUCAUUAAGGGCAAUUAGAACAUUCGUUUCUCAGAAAUUACUCUAUAGUAAAUUACUCAAUAAUAAUAUACAAAAUGGGGAAAAAUAAGAGGACCCGAAAAGUUGUGACACAAAGAUUUGCACAAAUGAAAAAAAUGAUCAGUCCGAGCGAUCCAAGAAUUAAGCCAGAGCAGCGGGCUCCUCCACGCAAAAAGAAGCCUGAAGACCCAACCCAGCUGAAAGUCAAAGAGGCACCUCAACAAUCAUCAGCGUUAUUCUUCCAGUACAAUACGCAACUUGGACCUCCUUAUCACAUUCUAAUUGACACUAAUUUUAUCAAUUUUUCGAUAAAGAAUAAAUUGGAUAUAAUACAAAACAUGAUGGACUGCCUAUAUGCGAAAUGUAUACCAUACAUAACAGACUGUGUCUUGGCAGAAUUGGAAAAGCUUGGACAAAAAUACAAAAUAGCUCUGAAAAUCAUUAAGGAUCCUAGAUUUGAAAGAAUUAAUUGCUUGCAUAAAGGGACAUAUGCCGAUGACUGUCUUGUUAACAGGGUAACACAGCAUAAGUGCUAUAUAGUUGCUACUAAUGAUAAAGAUCUCAAAAGGCGAAUCCGAAAAAUACCGGGAGUUCCAAUAAUGUAUGUCUCGCAACAUCGAUACACAAUUGAAAGGAUGCCAGAUGCCUAUGGAGCACCAAAAGAAUAGGUUGAUAAAUGUAAAUAUUUUGUAAACAUAUGUCAAAGUUUGUGAAAGAAAAAAAUGUCAUCAAUAAAAAAUAGAACACUUUUAAA
This is a messenger RNA of Athalia rosae (coleseed sawfly), 848 nucleotides long. It is a transcript of the gene Bka, whose product is annotated as rRNA-processing protein FCF1 homolog. NCBI's taxonomy places the organism in Eukaryota, Metazoa, Arthropoda, Insecta, Hymenoptera, Athaliidae. Bases 151 to 762 code for a protein of 203 amino acids. Gene Ontology annotation, cellular component: small-subunit processome; nucleolus. The transcript is spliced from 5 exons. The record is from RefSeq and is a predicted model, not a curated record.